GCAGGCCCCCAGGCUAUACCCCGCUGUAGCCUUAAAUCUCCUACCAUGGGGGAAGAAGGCGGCGGCCGCAGCUGUGGGACCACUAGGGAGCUGCAGAAGCUGAAGCAGCAGGCGAUGGAGUACUACCGGGAGAACGACGUUCCGCGCAGGCUGGAGGAGCUGCUCAACUCCACCUUCUACCUCCAGCCUGCCGACGUCUACGGGCACCUGGCAAACUACUUUUCUAAACUUGCAAAGCCUCCCACCAUAUACAAAAUAGUGGGGAAAAACGUACUGGAUGGACUGGGGCUUCCUACACUACAAGUGGAAAUAUUCUGCACCGUUCAAAAUUUUCCCAAGAACAUAUGUUCUGUGGUGAUCUCAGCGCACUUCGAGGUCCACGAGAGCGCCUCGCCGGAGCUGGCCGAAGCAGAGGAAGCGGAAAGGGGCCGAGCGGUGAGCACGGCCGUGCAGUGGGUCAACGAAGCCAUCACCCAGGAGCUUCAGGGUGUCGCACCCUCUAACCAGGCCGAGGUGGAUCGCCUGCUCAGGACAUUCUUUGCAAAUAAAGUGCAAGAAGAUAAGGAGAGAAAAGAAUUAGAAAAGAGCCUGGAAGACUCAACAGUUCUUGUACCUUCGCCUCUAAUACCACCACCACCUCCUUCACCUCCUACAAAAAAGAAAGGACAACAGCCAGGGAGGAAGGAUACCCUGACAGAGAAACCGAUUUUACCUGCAGAACCUGCUGAACCUGUACUCUGUGGCAGCAUGGCCAUAGGGGCUGUGUCACUAGCUGUUGCCAAAACCAGUGCCGUGCUGGGCAAUAAUCCUCUAUACUUAAAUAUUGCAUUACUGAAGCACAAUCAGGAACCGCUAACAACCCUAACUAUGCCUUUGCUGAUGGUAUCUCUGGUCAGCUGUGGAAAGUCAUCACUUGGGAAGCUAAAUUUAAUGAAAGAAGUGAUUUGUAUACCCCAUCCUGGAUUAACAACCAAACAAGCUGUGGAGAUGGUUCUGGAAAUUCAGAAACAUAUUAACAAAAUGAUUGAAAUGCCCCCUCCUCCAAAAGCAGAGAUGAAAAAAGGGCAAAAUGGAAGCAAAAGAGGACAGCAACAGAUCACUGGCAAGAUGUCCCAUCUUGGCUGUUUAACCAUUAACUGUGACACCAUAGAGCAGCCACUGCUUCUAAUACAGGGAGUCUGUGCGAACUUGGGGCUAGAACUAGGAACCAAUCUGCAUCUAGCCAUCAACUGUGCUGGACAUGAAUUGAUGGACUAUAGUAAAGGAAAGUAUGAAGUGAUGAUGGGCACGUAUAAAAAUGGAGCCGAGAUGGUUGACCUGUAUGUGGAUCUGAUCAACAAGUACCCUUCAAUUAUUGCCUUAAUCGAUCCUUUCAGGAAGGAGGACUCUGAACAGUGGGACAGCAUUUACAAUGCUCUUGGCUCUAAGUGUUACAUAAUUGCAGGAAGUGCAUCCAAAAGCAUUUCUAAACUUCUUGAGCAUGGAGACAUCAGCAUCCCCAAAUCCAGUGGGCUGAUUAUAAAACAUACAAAUCAAACUACGAUGUCUGACUUGGUGGAAAUAACCAAUCUUAUCAACAGUAAGGAGCACAUCGUUGUCUUUGGAAGUACAGAAGGAGAGUCAUCUGAUGACAGUCUUGUCGAUUUGGCCGUUGGACUCAGUGUCCGGUUUAUCAAGUUGGGGGGUCUUUCUCGUGGUGAACGGGUGACUAAAUACAACCGCCUCCUUACUAUAGAGGAAGAACUUGUCCAGAAUGGAACACUGGGUUCCAGUGAAGAAUACACUUUUUUUUACUUUAAUGAGAAAGCUGAAAAGGCUGCUGUGGCUCAUGACCUGCUUGCGCCCCCAGAGCCCAUCUUCCCUACAGAAGUUGUAGAAGAAUCAGCCAAAACAUAA
Cynocephalus volans (Philippine flying lemur) is the source of this 1896-nucleotide messenger RNA. RefSeq names its product enolase 4 (gene ENO4). Gene Ontology annotation, molecular function: phosphopyruvate hydratase activity; magnesium ion binding. NCBI's taxonomy places the organism in Eukaryota, Metazoa, Chordata, Mammalia, Dermoptera, Cynocephalidae. The transcript is spliced from 14 exons. The coding region runs from base 46 to 1896 and encodes 616 amino acids. Gene Ontology annotation, cellular component: phosphopyruvate hydratase complex. The record is from RefSeq and is a predicted model, not a curated record. Gene Ontology annotation, biological process: glycolytic process.